Messenger RNA from Arabidopsis lyrata subsp. lyrata, 1170 nucleotides. Its product is annotated as reticulon-like protein B10. Bases 102 to 797 code for a protein of 231 amino acids. NCBI's taxonomy places the organism in Eukaryota, Viridiplantae, Streptophyta, Magnoliopsida, Brassicales, Brassicaceae. The transcript has 5 exons. The record is from RefSeq and is a predicted model, not a curated record.
AAAAAAAAACACAAAAAAACAAAAACUACUUAAAUUGAAACGAUGUGCGAAGAACGAAGAGACUCGAGACAAUUCUGGGAUUGGUGAGAGAGAUCGCUACAAUGGAAGAAUCUGUUCAUCAAUCGAUUCGCUUUGGCUCAGGUUUCUUCUCUCUGUUUCAUUGUUCUACGACUCCAUUAACGUGUAGAUCUACCGAUUCAUCUGAUUUUGAAAUUUGUUGGACUGAUGCAGUUGCGGAUUUGAUUAUGUGGAAGAAUCGACGCGUAGGGUUUCUUUUACUUGGAUCAACAACAUUGUUAUGGUUCCUAUUCGAGAAAUGUGGAUACAGUUUCUUCCCUUUUGUUGUUAAUACUCAGCUUCUUCUCGUUGUUAUACUCUUCCUCUGGGCCAAAUCUGCUAUUCUCUUCAAUAGACCUAUGCCUCAGCUUCCUAAUCUUGAAAUCUCUGAGGCAUCUGUGUUUAUGGUGGCUGAUACUCUACGAGUUUGGAUUAAUACGGCGCUAGCUGUUGCUCGUGAGAUUUACGUUGGAAGAAAUGCAAAGCAACUCUUUCGGGUGAGUGUUGUGUUGUGGACAGUAUCAUUUGUUGGCAAUUUCUUAAACUUCCUCACAAUACUCUAUCUUGGUGUUGUUCUCAGUCUGUUGAUUCCCAUUCUGUACGAGAGAUACCAGGAUCACAUUGACGAAAAGCUAUCUUUAACACAUCGAGUCGUUCAGACACAAUACAGGAAGAUUGACGAAAGAUUACUACAGAAGAUUAUUGCAAAGCCCACAAAUAAGAUAAAGAAGAUGCAAUAGUGAAAGAUACAAGACAAAGUAGGACUGAGUGGGAAGGUAAAACUAAGUAAAGGUGAAACAGGCGACGUAACAAGAUAUGAGUGUAGAUGGCUAGAGAAGUUGAGACUUGAGUGUGGUUCUGUUAUGAAUCAACCCUUCAUUUGAUUCUCUCUUUAUAGAGACUGUGGAUGGAUAAGUCUAUGUGUAAUUUUUGGGAGCUCAAUGUGAUUCUAAUCAGAGUAUGGGGCAAUUUCGGGCAAGCAAAUGGUUUUCAGCUCGAUAAAUUUGUUCCCUUUUUUCUACUUUAGUGCUUGAAAUUGAUAUGGAGACAAUAAAAAACAACUCAUGUCUCUUAUGUGAUUUACGAAAUACUAAGAAUUGACAGAACAAAAAA